CCACCUGUCAGUGUCCAUCACUGCCAGCUCUCAGUGCUCAUCCAUGCCACCUGCCAGUGCCCAUCAGUGCCACAUCAGUGCCACAUUUCAGUGCCCAUCAGUGCCACAUCAAUGCCACAUAUCAGUGCCCAUCUGAGCUGCCUUUCAGUGUCACCCAUCAGUGCCAGUCAGUGCCACCUAUCAAUGCCAGUCAUCAGUGCCGCCUAUCAGUGUGCAUCAGUGCCGCCUAUCGGUGGCCAUCAGUGCUGCCUAUCAGUGCCGCCUAACAGUGCCAGUCAGUGCCACCUAACAGUGCCAGUCAGUGCCGCCUAUCAGUGCCAGUCAGUGCCGCCUAUC
Messenger RNA from Staurois parvus, 336 nucleotides. The record is from the annotation of a GenBank genome assembly. NCBI's taxonomy places the organism in Eukaryota, Metazoa, Chordata, Amphibia, Anura, Ranidae.